Molecule: messenger RNA, 492 nt
Organism: Rotaria socialis
Lineage: Eukaryota; Metazoa; Rotifera; Eurotatoria; Philodinida; Philodinidae
Source: the annotation of a GenBank genome assembly
AUGGUGCAGUUACCGUUACAAGCACCAAAGAUAGCUUGGAACAAACAAAAAAUUAUUGAGUGGCCAGAUUUACAUAAAUUAACGUAUCCUAAUCGUGCCGCCAAAGCUGAAUUGCUAAGCAUCGCAUUUGAAAAUGCACCAGAAAAGAAAUAUGUAGUGGAUGAGGCUGCUCUGAUUUACGGCGUUCGAAUCUUAAGGUUACCAGUAAAGCAUUGCUCAUUGAACCCAAUUGAGCUAGCAUGGGCAGGCAUGAAAGCCUAUGUACACGAAAACAACACUGGCUUUCGAUUAUCUGAUAUUGAACGGUUGGCCUCAGAGUGGAUAGCUGCGUUAGAUCUACCAACAGCUAAGAGUUACUUCUCUCAUCUUCAAGAACAUGAGAUUAUGUGUCGACAAGUCGAUGCUCAUGUUGAAGAACUUGAAGAACAAUUGAUUGAAGACGAUGAAAUCCAGUCCUACAGUGAUAUCGAAGAAAAUGAACCUGAUGGAUGA